AUGACCUCCCUGUGCGCGCCCUCGUCUCUAUGCCCCUGCAUGGUGUCGCAGAGGCGUCUCCUCGUCAAAUCUUCCAUCGUCACCGCUAUUGCCACCCCUGCAUCGGGGUCAGGUAACAAAUACUCUUCCAUUCACCUCGUCCCCUGUUGCGCUGCUUUAGGUUCCUCCCUGUUCUGUGACUAUUUAUGUGUCUCCAAAUAUCGUGCUGGAAUUCAGCCGUUUAUGAGAGUACAUUGGUGUCGUUGCUUUCUUUCUGUAAUACGCCUAUUUGCUCGGCCUGGUUGCACAUUUGCAUUUUGGUUCUCUUUUUCGCAUUUCACAGUGUGGACAAGUUUCAGUUGAACACUUUUCUGUUGAAGGUUCCCGGGGUAUCUUUGCAUUUUUUUCCACUUUGUAUCCUACAGCAAUGGUACCGUGAUGCUUUUUUUAAUAUUUAUCGUGACUUAAGUCUUCACAGUAUUUUGAAUAGUGUUUUAUUAGCUUGAAAAUUUUCGCGGAACGUAGCCAUUCUUUCAAUGAUUCCUGGGAAUUAUUAUUAGUCUUUUAAUGAUUAGCACAUGUGCUUCUAUCCCAUGAUUUUAUCCUUUAUAAGUCGCAUAGGAAGGAGCUUCUUUUAAAUCUAAAAUACUUCCUUUAACGAGCAUUUUCUUCAGACUUUUAAUUUGGUGGAUUCUUCUGUAGGUCUUCCAUAACUGAAUAGUUGGAAAAUCGUGGGUCCAGUGAUUUACAUGUGUUAUUUGGAGGAAGAAUUCAGUAGAAGUUUCGGCAUUUUAGACAUUUGUUCUUUGUUUAUCAUCUGUGAAGAUAGUUGCUAUCGCCCUAACUCCAAGAAAAGGACGCUCGCCUUUUCUCAAUAUUUUUUCUUACAUGCUAGAAACUGCUACUUAUUGAUGGUAAAGUUUUACAUCCAGUUCUCUUUGCUCAUUUUAUUUUCAAUUCUUUCGGUGGUUUCGUUAGGUGUGAGAGGGUCUAGGCCACCCCGAAAGCGAUCUGGAAGAUUGGAAGGUGCUAGAAAGAGUAUGGAAGACUCUGUUCAGCGAAAGCUGGAGAAGUUUUAUGAGGGAUCAGAUGGGCCCCCACUCCGAGUUCUCCCAAUUGGUGGGUUGGGAGAAAUUGGAAUGAAUUGUAUGCUUGUUGGAAACAAUGAUCGUUACAUAUUGAUCGAUGCAGGAGUCAUGUUUCCAGAGUAAGUUAUGCUAGGUCAAUUACAGAAAUGUGGUAUUGGAUCCGAGAAUUGCGUACUAUUGAUCUCGUAUCAGCAACCUUGACAUUAUUUUUGCUUGGCUAUAAUCCUUAUUUUUUAUUUCCUUAUUUGUCUCCAUUAGAAUCUAGAGUAAGUUCUUUACUAAAUAAUCAUUGCGAAAAAUUUACUCUUUGAUUUCAGUUUCCAUGAACCUUGACGAAUUACUAAAUAAUCAUUGUGGUAUUUUAUGAUCGUUUUCUUUUUCCUUUACCUAUUUAAUCAUGCAAUACUCUUUCCAUUUACGUGUCUAUCCUUCAUACGUCUACCAGUUUUUCUUACCACAUCGAUUUCUCCUGAUUUCCCAUCUUAUGUUAUUUGCUUGUAGUUAUGAUGAAUUGGGGGUCCAGAAAAUUAUACCUGAUACCACAUUCAUAAAAAAAUGGAGCCAUAAGAUUGAAGCAGUUGUGAUCACACAUGGUCACGAAGAUCACAUAGGUGCAUUGCCUUGGGUACGAUUCUCUUUGUUGUCUGGACUUCCUCGAUCUUAUGGAAAAUAUUAUUCUAAGCUUUUUUUAAUUUUGAACUUGACUUUCUCAGAUUUGUAAUAAAGGUGUCUGACAUUUAGCAUUUAUUGUUAUUGAAUGCUUGUUGACGACAGGUCAUUCCAGCCUUGGAUGCAAGUACCCCAAUAUUUUCUUCAUCCUUCACAAUGGAGGUACUGUUUUGCAUAGUUAACUGUAGUGUAAGCAGCUUAUCUAUUUUCUGAGUUAUCUUCUACUGAUUUUUAGCUUGGUUUGUCUCUAGAUUCUAGUUCUGACAUUACUUUUUUUUCGUUGCUUCUCAAUUUCUGGGAUAUAUUUAUCCAAUCAAUUUUCUCAUUUUUUAAUGGGGGGUUGCAAUCGUUCAUUAACAAUAACUGAUCCUAUUUUUAUACAUGCAGCUCAUUAAGAAGCGUCUGAAGGAAUUUGGGAUUUUUGUCCCAUCGAGGCUGAAAGUUUUCAAAAUAAGGAAGAGGUUCCAGGCUGGACCCUUUGAAGUUGAACCUAUUCGUGUGACCCAUUCCAUUCCUGAUUGCUGUGGAUUGGUGCUACGAUGUAGUGAUGGUACAAUUCUUCAUACUGGGGACUGGAAGGUAAAUGAUGGCUUCUACUUUUUUUGUUAUAAGUUUGAUUGAAGUUGGUAGAUUGAGUAUGUGUGCUCUUCAGAUUGAUGAGUCACCUGUGGAUGGAAAAGUCUUUGAUCGUGAAGCUUUGGAGGAGCUCUCUAAAGAAGGCGUCACUUUAGUAAGCCUUGUUUCGAAAUUCGAUCCAUGUUUCUUCUAGUUCUUUCGCCCAUAAGAACUUCCUAACACUCAUCAUCUGUUUCAAGAUAAUGUUUUUAAGGCAAUCAUUAUAAAAUGGUCAUUUUGCGGUCGAUUAUGUGAAUUUAAUUGUAUGCUGUUUUCAUUAAGUACUAAUUACUACCAGUGCCGUAAAAAAUGGAAUUGUGUCUUUCUGGUUGAGUCCCAUCUUGAAAUGUCCAAAUCGUAUCUUAGUAAUCACUCUUGAUUGGAUCCCGCAAUCUCUCUUGUUAGAAGAACCUGAGUUGGUUAAAUAUAAAAGUAAACCUGUGAUUAAAAAAACGGCCCCAUCGGUUGAGUUUUAUGGGCCAAUAGUUCUAACAUCUUUGAGGUAAUAUAAAUUGAAACAGAUCCAAUUGGGAGCCAUUAGAUGCGCUUAUACCAAUGAACAUCAGUUUAACUUUUGGAGAUUGCUAUUGUCUGCAUAAGCUGUUGGCUCAUAAGGUUUCCUAAGUAACAGACAAUCUCCAUAGCUUCUGUUCUCCUAAUAUUUGUGUAAUGUUUACAAACUUACAAUUGCGUUAUUUAGACUUCUUAUGUUGCCUAGUCUGCUUACUCAUAAGAUUAGACUCCUUUCCGGCAAGAUGUAGUCAUGUCAAGGAAGCUGAACUCGCAUCCGUUUUGACAACAUUGGCCUCCGUUAAUCCUGGAAAAUAAUAAUUGUUUUCCGUUUUCAGAAAUGCACUACAUAGUUUGACAGUAGAUAUCUUUUAUUUAUUGGUUCAUAUGAGAAUGACCAAUUUAUAUACAUUCUCUGUACUGUUUCAACUUUUCCAGAUGAUGAGUGACUCGACCAAUGUACUUUCACCUGGAAGAUCUGUCAGUGAGACUGUUGUAGCAGAUUCUUUGUUACGACAUAUUUCUUCUGCUAAAGGAAGGGUUUUAACCACACAAUUUGCAUCUAAUAUACACCGUCUUGGAAGCGUAAAGACAGCUGCUGACUUGACUGGUCGAAAAAUGGUAACUGCUGCUUCAUCUUAUCAACUUCUACUCGGGUCUAUGUUUCCAGAUCGACUCAUUCAUUGCUUGGCCAAUUCUAAUGUGGAUCAAGAAUAAGGUAAUAUGAUUAAUUUUAGUACUUUGGUUAAUGUAAUAGGUACUCGUUGGAAUGUCCCUGAGAACUUAUUUGGAUGCUGCAUUCAAAGAUGGAAAGGCACCAAUUGAUCCAUCAACGUUGGUAUGAAAGAUAAAACCUUACAUGAUGCCAUUGAAUGUUUUUAUUGCCUCAUCAUUUACAUUUCAUAUGAUGGUUGCUAUUGAAUGAUCUGAAGUAAGAAUGACUUACUUGGAAAGUUCAGUAUGAUAGAAGGUAAAGCAGAUAAAAGAAUUCAUGUUCAUAGUACCCGAAACUAUUCUAUGACUCGGAAUUGGUUCUUCCAUGGACUUACAUUGCAUACUUACACAGGUUUUCCGUAAAUAAUUUCUUUUUUAAACUUUUUUGAAAGACCAAAAAGUCUCUUUUUCUGAAUACAUUAUUUCUAGAUGACAUGAUUUUGGAGCCAAGAACUUUAUUUAUUCUACCGUAUCAAAGUAUUUCUAUUAAUAUCUUCAGUGGUAUGGUGUCAAAUAAUAUAAAAAACUUCUUGCAAAGAGUACACAAAAUUCCGUGCCAAAAUAAUGUCUGGAGCUUUGUAGACUAUAUAAUACCCUAACAUCCCAGAAUGGCCAAUUAAUUCAGAUGUUGGUAGCUCUUAUUAGAUUGACUUUCUAUGCAGGUGAAAGUGGAGGAUAUUGAUGCCUAUGCACCAAAAGAUUUAUUGAUUGUCACAACUGGGUCUCAAGUAAGAUGUUUUGCAGCAGACGUGCAAUUGUCGAUCAACUUUCUUUUCUAGUGGUUUUAAUCAUCUAUCUAAUCUGAAAUAUCGUGUCAGGCAGAACCACGAGCUGCUCUAAAUCUUGCAUCGUUUGGAAGCAGCCACUCACUCAAACUGGGCAAGGAUGAUGUCAUUUUAUAUUCAGCUAAGGUAAUGCUUGUUUCAUCAUCCCUAAGGAAUUUUUUUAAUACAGAUGGAUGUGCUUAGGACUUCGCCAGUUGGUAAUUUUACUCAUGGCCGUUGCGAGUGGAUGGGUUGAUCAGAUCAGCCAGACCUGAUCCUAUCCAAAUGAAUUAAUUGUGUCAAGCCUGUCGAUGCCAAAACCUGUCCUGCCAGACCCGGUCUUAUUUUUUAAAAUUUAUUUCUAGUGAUCUUACAGAAUUGGCCACUAUCAGGCCCCUAAAUCAACUGUACCCUGUCCAAUUUUCGGGUGGUUCACUAAUAAAGUUUAUAUGUAUGGGGGACUCGGAACUCUCCAAAAUCUCCAAAGGUCUGUUGGCAAUUUAGAUGCAGCUUGUUGCUUGAUUGAACCCCGACGUUUUUGUUGAACUCCAAAAGCCUGUUUGUUGUAUUCCAAUGGUUCUAGGGAAGAAAAAAAUGAGAGGGCGUUUAAGGAAAGGACAGUAAGACUUCAUUUUUCAUUCAAUUUAUCAUGUCAACAAUCUCCCCAGUGUUUCUGGGGACAUGCCUGUGGAUUUUACCUCUGUAUUUGACAGGUUAAAAGGGAUAAUUCGUUGGUACAUAUUUUUGUAUUUUGUGAUGCCUUUAUGUAUUGAUCAUUACCCUGUGCACUUUAUACAUUUAACUUGCUCUAAACUACUCUCUCCUUUAUAUUGUAUACAAAUAGGUCGAAUACCAAUUUCAUUUUUAACUUCUACUAAAUAUAACAUUCUCUGACAGAACGUCCCUCAGCUGAUCUCAUAUCUCGGUCAACUUAUGCUGCCAGUAAAAUGUAGCGUGAACUUCUGUUGAAGAAGAUGCUAAAAUAGCUCAAUUUAUUAUUAUAUUGACGUUCUAGCAUCGUUUCUUCAGGUAAUCCCUGGGAAUGAAACUCGAGUGAUGAAGAUGCUGAAUCGGAUUUCUGAUAUUGGUUCAACUAUCAUAAUGGGUAAAAAUCAGGGGCUUCAUGCGUCUGGUCAUGCAUACCAAGGAGAGCUGGUGAGUAUACAAUGACUGGUCAAUCAUAGAAACGUUGCCAGUCACACUGUCUUUGUGGCUUAUUGUCUCGUGAUUCCCUCUGCCAAUGAGCGUGCUUGAGUCUGUUUUUCAAGGAUCGAAUAUAACAGGCAAUUGAUCUGGUUGUUGCAGGAGGAAGUUCUCAGGAUUGUGAAACCUCAACAUUUUCUUCCCAUUCAUGGAGAGCUUCUCUUCCUCAAGGAACAUGAGUUACUUGGAAAGUCAACUGGCAUCCGACAUACAACUGUGAGCCAUUUUCUUUAGUGUUUGUCCUUUUGACGUUCUUUUCUUUGAAUACAAUAUGCAUGACAUCUUUUGUUCAGAAAGACAAGUAUUUCACGACUUUUGCAUAGAGCAUUCUCAAAGAACUGCAUAUUGUCACCUUAAAAGACAGAAAAAUUUACUUGGUGUCAACGUGGUUUGCCCCUACCAUACAUCCAGCAUAAUGAUGUUGAGAUGUGUUUGCCAUGUGAGCAGCCUGUUCAUGUAAUAACUUAAAGACCAGUGUAAUGGACUUGACCUGACCAUGGGUGACCGUGUCUUUGUGGAAAGUACUUUGAUAAAAGACUGGUCUUCUUCUCAGAAAAACUGUAGGAGGGGCAACUCGGAUGAUAACUCAUCAAAGAGAAACAAGCGAGAAAUCGUGAGUUUGACUCAUCAACGUACGCAGAUAUUCGGAAAUUAACUGGUUUAAAGAGUAAGGACAUGGGGCCAUAACUUCAGCUGGAUACCAACGCUCCUGGGCCCCUGCUGCUUUGGGAAUGAAUUCACGUUUGUUUCAUAGACUAAAUUUGGUUGGAGACUUGCAGGUUGUCAAUUUAAUUCAAGGUAUCUGAAAGCGAUCCAGGUGCGGUAUACUUUGUAUCCAGCAUCAUGUGGUGUAGUAGAGUGAGAUGAGUGUUGAGUCUGAAUCUGAUGUUAUUAAUCCUUGGAAAGAAGUUACAAAUCAUGAAAUUUAUCCCUCCACGAGCAUAGAGAUUAUAAGCUGUGAUCGUUUAGAGGGCACUACAAUGUGGAUAAAUCAUACCUUCAAGGUGUUGCAUGCUGCUUGUGAACUGAACAGUUAGGCUAGCCUCAUAGAAUUAUCUGGCUUGGAGUUUUGCCGAUAAUCCUGUAACUAAGUUAAUCGUAACCGUAGGUCUGUAGCAUAUCCUCUAAGGGCGAAUAUUUAUCUUCACUUUAGAGCAGGUUGGGUGGCCAAUAGCUUGUGGGACUAUUUUCAUUCUAAAUUUUACUAAAGUGAAUGACUUAGUUUAGUUUGGAUGCAUGAGCAUGGAUUUAAUCCUGAAAAUUGAGUGUUCUCAAUAAAUUGACCAAUAUCUGAGUUUUUGGCUUGCAUUAGUUCUACUGAGAGGGUUGCAUAAUGGAAACAGUGAUAGUACUUUUUGGCUUGCAUUCACCAACAAUAUUUUCCUGUUUACUUUAGGUAAUAAAAAAUGGAGAGAUGCUGGGAGUUUCGCAUCUCAGGAACCGAAGAGUUCUCUCAAACGGUUUUACUUCACUUGGAAAGGAAGAUUUUCAAGUAGGCAUUGCUUCUGAAUUGUUUCUUAAUUUUUGGUCUGUGCAUGUUUUUAAAGCUGGAUGGUAAUAUAAAUUGCCUAUGACAGUUCAUGUACAGUGACGGUGAUAAAGCAUUUGGAACCUCAAGUGAUCUUUGCGUCGAUGAAAGAUUAAGAAUUGCGUCAGAUGGCAUCAUUGUCGUCAAGUAAGUGGAAACAAAUCCAAGAUUGACAUAUCUAACGAUCAAAGAACUAAAUGUUAUGAGGAAGUUCUUCCAAGUUUGAGUUUUUCUGUCUUUUUCUACAUUGAGGGAUAUGUAACAUUCUUUAGGUAUUUAAACUCUGAUAUCCUUCUUUAUUUUAGGCAGAUAUUUUCCAAUUAAUUUUCAACUUUGAAAUGAAAGCUUUGAUUUACUUUAGCCCAUUUAUUAUGAAGAAUUUUUUAAUUUACAUUUCCUUGAACUAAAGCUUGGGAAUAGUAAAAAGGCUGUUACCAUAUCUAAAGAUAUCACUGGUGCUUUUCUGCAUAAUGGAGCUUUGUUAGGUUGCUGAGAUGUAGCUUCAAGUGAGCCAUGAGAAUAUAAUUUAUUUAUUUUCUAGUCCUUCUGUGGAGAGAACUUUUUUCUUUUUCACCUUCAUAUUAGUUAUGAAGUCAUUGAUUACAGAAAAGCUCUUAAAAUUGAGUAUUCAUAAAUCCUCUUUCCGUCUAAUGUUAGAAAUAUUUGGUGUUCAUUUAUGAACUGAAGGAUACCUACUUGUUCUUAGCACAAUCUCACUUCAUCGGAUGCUAGAAUAUAUCCUCCUCACAUGGUUUUCGCAUGCCCUUUUCUUUUAAUCCUACUCCUCUUGUCAGGAGAACUCUGCCAAAAAAUACAAAAUAAAAAAUCCGUUGAUCGUCUAUCCUCAUUAAAAAAAGCUUGCAAAUUGAUGAGAUAGGGACCCGACGAUGAUGAUGAUAACACUGCACUUCACAUCGUGAAAUAAACAGCCGGGUGUGAUUCGACUCUCCCUACUGGGUAUGAAUCAGGGCAUGAUGGUCUCUGCGAGCCAGACUGGCUCAGUACCUAGAAGAGGCUCAGUCUUCACCUAUAUAUGCCUUUUCCAAUAACAGUACCGGUCUUGGUAAAAGGGCAACCUGGAAUCUUUCCUGAAGAAAAUAAAGAGAAAAAAACUGCAAUGUUUCCUGUCAUAUGCUUCAGUGAAUUUUGCGAUUCUGCCGUUUUUUUUAUGAGGUUAAUGAUUUAACUAUUUCAACAUCAUACCCAAUUUUCUCUUCAGUAAUUUUCACUUAUGAUUUUUACAUAUGAUGACAUAUUUAACUGCCUGAGGCUUGUUUUGUUUCUAGGAUCCCCACACUUUCUUGCCUAAGUUCUCAAUCUAUUAAUCUCACAUGAUUUCUUAAUAAUAGAUAUAUGACUGUAUUUUCCUAAGUUUUCACAUGACAUCAGGUACAAAAUUAAGGUAUUUAGCCAUUCAUGGCAGAAUUAACUUCGGCAUGUGAAUAUCAUAUGUAAUAGAAUCAUAAAACAUUUAUUCUCUUUAUUUCUCCUUUAAAUCUCACUGGAUUUCUCUGCAGUGCUUUUGACGAUCAUAACUGAUAGAUAUAUUAUUAUUUUUCUUGUUUCAGCAUGGAAGUCUUCCGGCCACAGAUUAAUGGUUCUUCGCAAACAGUUCUCAAGGGGAAAGUAAGGAUCACCACACGCUGCCUGUGGCUCGACAAAGGGAAGCUCCUGGACGCUCUGUACAGAUCCGCCCACGCUGCUCUCUCGAGCCUCCCCAUAAACUCUCCGUUGAAUCACAUUGAAAGGAUCGUCUCCGAGGUCUUGAGGAAAAUGGUCAGGAAGUAUAGCAGUAAACGGCCCGAAGUGAUCGCAUGUGCCAUAGAAAACACUGCCGGGACCUUCGUUGAGGAGGUGAGGACCCAACCGAGCAUAAGAUCCCACAGCAGCUUCGAAUUCUCUUUCGGGAACCUUUCCAGUCUCAGCGGCAGGAGGAGGCCAAAGGAAUCAGCCGAUGAAGAAGACUGUGAUCCCGCCAUUAAUCUUUCCCAAAGCCUGGAGGAUCAAGAGCCCAGAGGUGCUCUAAUCUCGGUUCAUCUAAUUUAGGCAACGAUCGCUCCUGUGUCGUUCUUCAUUCCUAGUCUUUAUUUAUUAUUUUUUCUAUUUUUAUUCAUGCAGGUGAUGACUCCGAGGAUGGGAAUCUCCCGGGCAAGUACAAAUCUGUGCAUUCCAGCUUAAUCUCCUCGCUCUCGCAGUCACUUGCAGAGUCUGAUGUCUCAUCGGCCGACGAGGCCUUGGAUGGUGGCGGCAAUGGGCGGCUCCCUUUGGAAGCUCCCAUGGAAAUCACCCGGCCUGAAGCUGAGGAGGCGCUUUCUGAGGAGGUCAGUACCACCGCUGCCUCUCAGGCAACGGCCGCGGCAGCGGCUGCCGCCAAGGCGGCGGCAAAGCGGAACAAGUGGAAGCCUGAGGAGAUCAAGAAACUGAUCGAGAAACGGAGCGAGCUGGAUGAUCGAUUCAGGGCGGUGAAGGCCAGGAUGGUCCUCUGGGAGGAGAUAUCUGCCAACCUGCUGCAACACGGUGUUGAUCGCUCCCCGGGUCAAUGCAAAUCCCUCUGGUCUUCCCUGGUUCAAAAAUAUGAGGUCUUCUUCUUCCUCCUCCUCACUCCAACCUUGCAGAAGCCAAUCUCUCAUUCUUCAUCAAUGGAGAGAACCCUGGUUAACGCCUCUUUUUUUGGUGUGUGCGCAGGAAGCCCGAGUUGACGAGAAAACAAGGAGAAGCUGGCCCUACUUUGACUCCAUGAGCAAAGUCCUCUCCACCGCCACUGCCACUGAGGAGGCGGCUGCCAAUUGA
This is a messenger RNA of Spirodela intermedia, 9860 nucleotides long. NCBI's taxonomy places the organism in Eukaryota, Viridiplantae, Streptophyta, Magnoliopsida, Alismatales, Araceae. The record is from the annotation of a GenBank genome assembly.